ACUCACCGGUUAUCCUGUUGACGCAAUAAUCUUGUCAACAAAACAAUGUGCUUAUCGGGUAUACCGAAGUUCAAGCUGAUUAAUUUUUAUGGGCGUAACGCUCAUAAAUUAUUUCAAAGCAUUGAUUUUUGACACAAUGAAAUGAAUCCCCAAAUGUCUUCAUACUUCUGAAACUUUUUUCAUUGGUCAAGAGUUUGAAACUCAGUGCAGAAAUUUUGUGUGAAUUCUACUUUUGAACUCGUAUAACAUUUUAAAAAGCAUAUUGAAUUUCCUGCUGUGUUAUUCAACUCCCAAUAUAUCUCAAUUAAAUUGGCAAUUGCAAUGAAGGUUCUUGUAUUUCUUACUCUAUUUAUUGCUGCAACUACAGCUCACUACUUGCCAAGCGACUUUAAGGAAAGUUACCAGGUUACUCCAACUAAAGGCCAGCCAUGGCCUAUGCCUCAAGAAUUUGCUGCUAAAUCUUCUUUUUUCACAUUGAGGCCUGAUGUAUUCAAGUUUUCUUAUGGUGGGAAAUGUGAUGUAAUUUUAGAAGCCAUCAAAAGAUACCAAAAACUUAUGUUUUUGGAUGACUGCUCAAAGAAUACAAAUGAUGUUGAUUUAUCUGGAAGCAUUGGUGAAAUGACUGAAUUAUCCAUAAGCAUUGAUGGUCCAUGUGAAAAAUAUCCCUAUAUGUAUAUGGAUGAGCAGUAUCUCUUAGAAGUUAAUACACCAGAUUAUGCAAAUAAGUCGCUGUUGUACAGUGUUAGUGUAUGGGGAGCGCUCCGUGGAAUGGAGACAUUUAGCCAGCUGGUCUAUAGCUUAAAGCCAGGUUUGUUUGCAAUUAAUACUAGUAUUGCAAUGGAUUUUCCCCGCUUCCCAUUUAGAGGGCUGCUGUUAGACACAUCUAGGCACUUCAUUCCGGUGCCUUUGUUGCUUCAAAAUCUGGAUGCUAUGGCACAAACUAAGUUGAAUGUGUUUCAUUGGCAUAUUGUGGAUGAUCAAUCUUUCCCAUAUGUUAGCAAGAAAUUUCCCAAUCUUAGUCAAAAAGGUGCAUUUAAUCCUAAUACACAUACAUAUUCUCAAGCAGACAUUGCUGAAGUGAUAGAGUAUGCAAGAUUAAGAGGAAUAAGAGUUCUUGUAGAGUUUGAUUCUCCAGGGCAUACUCUUUCUUGGGGUAAAGCAGAACCAGACAUAAUGACUGAUUGCUAUACUGGCAAUGUUCCAAAUGGAAAAUAUGGGCCGUUGGACCCAACAGUUGAUGCCACUUAUCUCUUUCUGAAAGUUUUCCUGGAAGAAAUUGCACAAGUAUUUCCUGAUAACUAUUUGCACUUGGGUGGGGAUGAAGUAAGCUUCGAUUGUUGGGCUUCAAACCCAGCUAUUCAGGACUUUAUGAGAAGUCAUGGAUUUGGUAAUAAAUAUGCUUUACUUGAGCAGUACUACAUGCAGCAAUUACUUGAUAUUGUGAAAGGUCUGAACAAAAGUUACAUUGUUUGGCAAGAAGUAUAUGAUAAUGGUGUUAAAAUUAAGCCUGACACAGUGGUUCAUGUAUGGAAAGAUGGCUAUGAAGCUGAAUUAGCCAAUGUCACAGCAUCUGGUUUUAAUGCAAUUCUUUCUUCGUGCUGGUAUCUAAAUUAUAUCAAUUAUGGUGAUGAUUGGACUACUUUUUACAAAUGUGAUCCACACAGCUUUAAUGGUACAACAAAUCAAAAGAACUUAGUUCUUGGUGGAGAAGCUUGCAUGUGGGGUGAAUAUGUGGAUGGUUCCAAUGUCAUUACUAGAACCUGGCCAAGAGCUGCUGCUGUUGCUGAAAGAUUAUGGAGUAGUGCAGCAUUAGUGGACAGUAAAGAUGCAGCAUCUCGCCUUGAAGAAUUACGCUGCAAUAUGAUCAAACGGGGCCUUAAAGUAGAACCUGUUAAUGGACCUGGCUUUUGCUCCUGCGAUUAUGUACAGUAAUUUAAGUUCUUUCAAUCAAUAUCUGACUCUUUAUAGGGAAUACUGACAUGCAGGUUCAAAGGAUAAAAAUUGUUUAUGUUAUUUUGAAGCAAUAAGAAAGCAUGUAUAUAUAUUUCUCUUUAAUUGUUUUGAUUGACUCAUUUUUUCAAACUACAAUUGUAAGUACAAUCAUGUAUGGAUUAUAUCAAUCCCCCCCCCCCUUUUUAUAAUUAAACAUUGUGUACUAUUUUCAUUUUGCUAUUGUUCAAUAUUACUGUGAAAAAAACAUCAAUAUGUAUUUUUAUUAUAUGUUAAAAUAAAAUAUAUUUUUG
Messenger RNA from Uloborus diversus, 2243 nucleotides. RefSeq names its product beta-hexosaminidase subunit alpha-like. The transcript is spliced from 13 exons. Gene Ontology annotation, biological process: carbohydrate metabolic process; ganglioside catabolic process; glycosaminoglycan metabolic process. Bases 322 to 1932 code for a protein of 536 amino acids. Gene Ontology annotation, cellular component: membrane. The record is from RefSeq and is a predicted model, not a curated record. NCBI's taxonomy places the organism in Eukaryota, Metazoa, Arthropoda, Arachnida, Araneae, Uloboridae. Gene Ontology annotation, molecular function: beta-N-acetylhexosaminidase activity.